This is a messenger RNA of Emericellopsis atlantica, 863 nucleotides long. RefSeq names its product nucleoside diphosphate kinase. Bases 100 to 810 code for a protein of 236 amino acids. Gene Ontology annotation, biological process: CTP biosynthetic process; UTP biosynthetic process; GTP biosynthetic process. The transcript is spliced from 4 exons. Lineage: Eukaryota; Fungi; Ascomycota; Sordariomycetes; Hypocreales; Bionectriaceae. Gene Ontology annotation, molecular function: nucleoside diphosphate kinase activity. The record is from RefSeq and is a predicted model, not a curated record.
GCGCCAGAGCUCCAGCCUGUGCUCUAAAGUUGAAGACUCGAGCUCCAGCUCAAUACUGCAGCUACUUCGGCAGACCACUGUGCGAAGCGUCAAAUCACCAUGUCGGAACCCCACCACGCGCCGACCUUGAGGUCUGCAAAGAAAGAGGACCCCGCUCCUCCUGCCCGUCUGCGCUGGCUCGCUCUGGACAGGACCCCACUACUUUUUUGCCUCUUUUUCCUCGUCCUCGCCGUUCAUAUUGCUUCCUCCUCUUCCCAACCCAAGUCACAGAGUCCCGUCUCGACAUUCACAUCACCAAUUCCUACCUCAAUACCCCAAGUCACCCCAGACUCCUCUCCAUCCACAAUGUCUUCCACCGAGCAGACCUUCAUUGCUAUCAAGCCCGAUGGCGUCCAGCGUGGCCUGAUCGGCCCCAUCCUGUCUCGCUUCGAGAACCGUGGCUUCAAGCUUGUCGCCAUCAAGCUCACCACCCCCGGCAAGGAGCACCUCGAGAAGCACUACGAGGACCUCGCUGGCAAGCCCUUCUUCGCUGGCCUCAUUGAGUACAUGAACUCUGGCCCCAUCUGCGCCAUGGUCUGGGAGGGCCGUGAUGCCGUCAAGACUGGCCGCACUCUCCUCGGCGCCACCAACCCCCUCGCCUCCGCCCCCGGCACCAUCCGUGGUGACUUCGCCAUCGAUGUCGGCCGCAACGUCUGCCACGGCUCCGACUCCGUCGAGAACGCCAAGAAGGAGAUUGCUCUCUGGUUCAAGGAGGGCGAGACCGUCAGCUACCAGGCUUCCCAGUUCAACUGGAUCUACGAGAAGGCCUAAGCGUCUCGUAUCCGUAGCUUUCCGAAACAGUCUUGCAGGUCACAAAUAUCGGA